AUGGAGCCCGGCUGGGGCUGGAACAGCUCCCACCAGAGCCCACCUGGGCACGGCCAGGGGCUGCUGAGCCUGGCAGGGCACCCCAACCUGACGGUGCUGCACACCCGGGAUGAGGAGCUGGCCAAGGCUGAGGUCGGGGUGCUGGGCACCAUCCUGGCCGUGGCCACCGUGGGCAACCUGGGCGUGCUGCUGGCCAUGUACCGGCUGAGGAGGAAGAUGAGCCGCAUGCACCUCUUCAUCCUGCACCUGGGGCUGAGCGACCUGGGCGUGGCCCUGUUCCAGGUGCUGCCGCAGCUCCUCUGGAAGGUCACCUACCGCUUCCUGGGGCCCGACCCCCUCUGCAGGGCCGUCAAGUACCUGCAGGUGCUCAGCAUGUUCGCCUCCACCUACAUGCUGAUGGUGAUGACCCUGGACCGCUACCUGGCCGUGUGCCACCCCCUGCAGUCGCUGCAGCAGCCCAGCCGCCAGGCUUACACCAUGAUCGGGGCCACCUGGCUGCUCAGCUGCCUGCUCAGCCUGCCCCAGGUGUUCAUCUUCUCCCUACGGGAGGUGCGCCCGGGCUCGGGGGUGCUGGAUUGCUGGGCGGAUUUCGGGUACCCGUGGGGAGCGCGAGCCUACAUCACCUGGACCACGCUGUGCAUCUUUGUGCUGCCCGUGGGCGUCCUCAGCGUCUGCUACAGCCUCAUCUGCCACGAGAUCUGCAAGAACCUCAAGGGCAAGACUCAGAGCGGUGUCCCUGGCACGGGGGGAGCCGUGGUGGGUGCCCCUGGUGGUGCCAGCGCCGCAGGGAAGGGCGGGCAGCCCUCGCGGGUGAGCAGCGUGCGCACCAUCUCCCGCGCCAAGAUCCGCACGGUGAAGAUGACUUUUGUCAUCGUGGCCGCCUAUGUCACCUGCUGGGCGCCCUUCUUCAGCGUGCAGAUGUGGUCAGUGUGGGACCAGGAUGCUCCUGAUGAUGGUGAGUGGUGA
Serinus canaria (Common canary) is the source of this 966-nucleotide messenger RNA. Its product is annotated as vasopressin V1b receptor-like. The record is from RefSeq and is a predicted model, not a curated record. The transcript has a single exon. Gene Ontology annotation, molecular function: vasopressin receptor activity; peptide binding. Gene Ontology annotation, biological process: regulation of systemic arterial blood pressure by vasopressin; G protein-coupled receptor signaling pathway; positive regulation of vasoconstriction. Gene Ontology annotation, cellular component: membrane. NCBI's taxonomy places the organism in Eukaryota, Metazoa, Chordata, Aves, Passeriformes, Fringillidae. The coding region runs from base 1 to 966 and encodes 321 amino acids.